UGACACGCUUGUGGGGUAUGUGUCUCCAUUGUGUUAGGUGACUAAAAGCAGAACAGAGAAGAGAACCUGAAGUCACACGACUCGGCCCUGCUGCCUCUGCUGCUCUGCGAUCAGCAACGCGGAGAUCUGCUGGGAAGGGGAGUGUUAUAAUGUCACUGAACGACAACAACAAAACACCCACCUACACCCACACACACAGCACAGCUCACGGCCUCCGGAGCGGUGACUCAGGCCGGCAUGUUGGGUGUUGCUGGGGGUUUUCUGACCUCUUGGCGUGGACAUAAAGCAGGAGGACGGACACGGUGAACGGCUGAACAAAGUGUGACAGGGAACCUGAGCAGUCAUGAGUAUCAGACAUGGUACCAGGAGACCACUUAGCUGUGGACGGGACAGAGGAACAGAACAACCCAACUAAAGGUCGUGUGUCUUUAAAAUCAGCUCAGGAAGUCCUUCCAGCACGUGACCCUGUUAGCAGAGGAAAUACCAUCGUCACUGACCUCAUUAGCACCCAGCCUCUGCCUGCUGGGAGCUCGCAGGACGCAGCAGGAUUUCAGAAGCCUCAGUGUGACGUGCGGAAGCCCACCUGCCCACAAUGUGGCCUCUUGGUCCCAGACCACAGACUCCCCGCUCUGUCCCCGGGCCUGAGCCAACGGGAGGGCUCAGACUCAUCUGUGCACAGCAGCGGCAGCAGGAAGAGCAGGAACAAGACGGCUGGACCUCACCAAGCCGCUGCUACACAUGCUGACUCCUGUGUGCAGCUGCUGCUGGCGUGCCUGUCGUGUCAGGGCUCCUUGCUGUUCCAGGGUCUGAUGGAGGCCUGCUCCUCCUGCUUCCACACCCUCUGCAUCUCCUGCUGCUACGCCUGCGCCCGCUGCUGUUCGGCCAUCCAGGAGGCUCCCGUGGAGGAGCUCAACUGCCACACCCACUGCUGCUCGGUGCUGUUCGAGUCUUGCUGUGAGCCGACCGAGUGUCUCAAGUUUUGUGUGGAGUGCUGCGAGAUCUGUCAUCGCAGCUAGGAGUCAGCCGGACCGCGAGACCCGAGGACUAGCUACAUGUGACGAGACCGCAACAGCAGAUAUUAAAACCAGAGAGGGAUUCGUUAGUGCAACAAUGACAUUUCUUGAGGCAAAACAUCCUCUUACUGACCUGUGACUCUUAAAGUUUGCCAACAAGUUCAACAACUCCUUUUGAUCAACAUAAAAGGAUCAGCUGCAACAUUAAAAAUCACAUGCUUGACUGUUCUAGGUCCCCCUUGUGCUGCAAAAAACAGCUCUGACCUGUCAGGGGGCUGGAGCACAGAAACUCCAGGGGUAUUUUGUGGUGACUGGCAUUGGAUCCUUUGGGUGGAACCUCAUGGUGGGAGGCCCCGCCUGGUGGGAGGGUGGAUUCGGCUUAUUCUGAAGCAUCCCAUAGAUUCUCGAUCAGGUUGAGAUCAGGGGAGUCUGCAGGCUGUUGUUGUGGUCCUUGAGACAUAUUCACUUCGCCUGUCAGUGGUUUUAACGUUGUUGCUGAUCGGGGUAUCUUCUAAUUAUUCUUACACCAAAUGCUGCUUUAUGCAAUGCAAGUGCUUCUUCAGUAAAGGGAAUUUUACAUGAUUUCAUGAGCUAAAAGAACAGCUCGACAUUUUUUUUAGCCAGAGGGUGAUAGCUGAACGAAGCAUAACACCCGAAAGAAGGGGGGAAACAGCGAGCCUAGCUCAACUAUCAUCAUCCCUACAUUACAGAAAUUUUGUGAAUUGAUAACCCUAAGAAAUAGUUUGACAUUUUGGGAAAUUCUCUCAUUUCCUUUUUUGCCAGUUACAUUUGAAGCUUGAUUACAGUCAAGGGACUCUUAGCUUACCAUAAAGACUGGAAAACAGCUGGAUCUGUACAAAAGUGGGAAAUCCACCUUCACAGGUGGGUUUUAUUUGCUGGACUAUUUGUUGGCCUCAAAGAUUAUCUUCCUGCAGGCCAUGAGAUCUUGUGUUCUCCCUUUGUAUUCCCAGACUUAAUGCUAAGCUAAGCUAACCGCCUCCUGGCUGCAGCUCUGCAGGCUUCUUACUGCACAAUUAUGAGAGUGAUGUUAGUCUUCUUAUCUUAAUGCAGGAAAGUAAAUGAGCAGAUUUCCAAAAUGACAAAAAUAUUUCAUUUAACACCUGAAAAGAAAAGAAUAAAAAACAUCUGUGCAUUCUCAGCCAGAGGAAAGAGGAAAGAACAGAUAAAUUAUUUACCUACUGUUUGAUUUUCUUUUUUGGAAAAUAGAUUCAAGGACCUUUAAAUUAUUAAAAGAAAUUUGUGAAGGUCACUUGUUCUGUUUGUUAAAUCCCUUUGGAUAGCCUGGGUAAAUAAAACUGAAGCCAGAGUGGGACUCAUUAAUGCCUCUGUGCUGUUGUUCUUGAUGACAUUGCUGCACACAGACUUGCUGUACUGCGUUGUGUACAGGCUACAGUGCAAUCAGGGCUCGGGGUUUAAUAUCACAGAAAAGUCUGUUAUUUGUACAUUAAGUUACAUUUUAAAUUUUGACCCGGUAAGACCCUGAACCAGAGGGGUCUGCCUCUUGGCUCAGUUUUGUACAGGUUCUCAUGUUAUCAGAUUGCAGGUUUGACUUCUCCCUGCAAAGCUCUUUGCAGCUGAGGAACAGGGUGACAAAAAAACUUGUCAGCUCUCUCUUGAAUUCUUUUUCAUAUUUGUCACAUAAAGCCACUUAGAACAUUAAAGGAUGCUUAUUCUCUCCAGAGCUUGGAAGAUCGAAGCUGAAUCCUUUAAAGUCGUCAUGUGAGAUGACAGCAGAGAGGCAGAGUAAACAGCCAAAAAUAAAACAAAGAGGCAAUGAAGUCGAAGCUGUCAAUCUGCGCUGGCGAGCCAAGAGCCUCAUUUAAGUCAUGUUAGCGCAAGUAAAUCGAAUUUAAGUAUCUCUGUUGCCCGCAACACAUUUGGAUUCUGCCAGUGACAAGAAACAGCAGCGACGUCUAAUUCAGAGCGUGGCGAGCGCGCACCAACAAAUAAACACUCAGGUUUGUUCCACUUGUCCCCCUCAAUUUGUUUAGCCUCUCCGCACAGCCGAUGUCUACCUCCACAAAUCACCGCCAGCUCACAUUGUCAGGGGGAAUUCAGAACCC
Molecule: messenger RNA, 3097 nt
Organism: Scatophagus argus
Lineage: Eukaryota; Metazoa; Chordata; Actinopteri; Scatophagidae
Product: myoD family inhibitor domain-containing protein-like
Exons: 4
Coding region: 357-1016 (219 amino acids)
Source: RefSeq, a predicted model, not a curated record